Messenger RNA from Aspergillus japonicus CBS 114.51, 1881 nucleotides. RefSeq names its product alpha methylacyl-CoA racemase. Gene Ontology annotation, molecular function: catalytic activity. The transcript is spliced from 2 exons. The record is from RefSeq and is a predicted model, not a curated record. NCBI's taxonomy places the organism in Eukaryota, Fungi, Ascomycota, Eurotiomycetes, Eurotiales, Aspergillaceae. The coding region runs from base 56 to 1792 and encodes 578 amino acids.
AUCGACAUCUCUCCUUGCCUUUCAUUGACACUUAGCACGUUCGCCACACUUCACCAUGACUGACGCUCAUCAAACGAUACCCAGCACAGACAUCUACGGCCCGGGGACCUUCGUGGAUAAGGACUUCCUCCCUGCGCCCCAAGAUGCCGGUCGCAUCUUCGAGUAUAUCGCCAAGAGCACGCCUGGGUUCACCCAGGACCAAAAGCUCUGGAAGACCGUCAACUUCACGGGCAGUAAGCUUCCGGUCAUUCCCGGCCCCACCAAGGCCCCCCUUGUGGCCGCAGCCCUGCAUGCCAUGUGUGGUGUCGUCGCCCAUGAGAUCGUCGAGGACCGCGAUGGCACCCCGGCCAGUACGCAGCAGGUCAUGGUGAACACCAAUCACGCUGCGAUCUGGCUAGGAACCAUCUUCGCCGCCACCAUCGAGGGAGAAGACAUGACUGAGCUGGUCCGGUCGCGCAAGCUGUCGACCCUAUAUGAUCGGGAUUUUGAGCACGGAUGGCAGGCCACCCCACUGCGCCAACGAUCGACGGCGCUGUACAAGACUAAGACGCCCGGUGUGUGGUACCAGGUCCACGGCUCUCUGAACGCGGAGCCCGUUCUGAAGGCUCUGGGCAUGGACCCGGAGUACCCGGCCAAGACCCCGGACGAGGCGUACGAGUAUAUCAGCCGGCACGUCGAGCAGUGGACGGCUGACGAGCUGGAGAUGCUCAACAUUAAGAACGGGUUCUGUGGCAGUAUCUGCUUCACGCCGCAGGGAUGGGCCGACACGAUGAUGGGCAAGCGCCUCGCAGAGCAUCCGCUGGUCGGCUACUCGCGCCAGUCGCACGCCAUCCCUACUCCCGCCAUUCCGUUCGCCAAGGUCCCGAACGACAAGCGGCCGCUGGCGGGUGUCAAGGUCGUGGAGCUGGUUCGCAUUAUCGCCGGACCGGUCAUUGGGAACAUCCUCGCUUCACUGGGGGCUGAUGUCAUUCGCGUUAACUGCCGUCGCUUGGUAGACCUUAAUGUCCUGCAAUUUACAUUGAACACGGGCAAACGCACCAUCGAUCUUGAUCUCACCAAGGAGGAAGACAAGGCUCGCCUGCGCGAGUUGAUCGAGGACGCUGACGUCUUCGUGCAAGGUUUCCGCCCCAAGGUGAUCGAGAGAAAGGGCUUUGGAGUCAACGACCUCCUUGAGAUGGCCGGUAAGCGCGGCAAGGGAAUCGUCUACGUCGAGGAGAAUUGCUACGGCCCCGACGGCCCGUACAACGAGAGACCGGGCUGGCAGCAGAUUGGAGACGCAGCUUCCGGCUCGUCCUACAUCAUGGGCCGCUCCCUCGGUUUCAAGGACGGAACCAGCGUCCUACCGCCGUUGCCCAUCUCCGACAUGACCACUGGGCUGGUGGGUGCGUUGGGUGCCCUCAUGGCGCUGCGGGACCGGGCCCGACACGGCGGCUCCUACCGGGUGACAAGCUCGUUGGUCAAGGCAGAUGUGAUCAACCUGGAACCGGAGGUCGGUCUGUACUCUCCCGAGGUGGUGGAACGCAGCAACCAGCUGUUCAAGUGGGGCCACAUCGGGCCCGCGCAGUUCGUGACGGAGAUUCUGCUUGUCGUGAUGGACGGCUGGAAGAAUGUCUUCCCCCAGUACUUCAGUCCGGGCCCGGACUCACUGCUUACCAGUUUUGAGGGCGGUCCAUGGGGCCGCGUGGAGACUUUGAAGCCUGUCGUCCAGUUGAGCGAUCACGAGGUGACGCCUCGGUGGUUGACACCUGCAGUUCCUCACUGCUACCAUGAUCGGAACAUCCAGUGGCUUUGAGGUCCUUUCGCUGUGGAGCAUAUGUUUCCGUGCGCCAGACAGCUUGCGAUGAGAAGAGUGGCAGAUGAUUAAUCUGCCUGAAGAUGUUG